This is a messenger RNA of Salvia splendens (bonfire salvia), 1107 nucleotides long. Its product is annotated as sister chromatid cohesion protein pds5-like. The transcript is spliced from 7 exons. Lineage: Eukaryota; Viridiplantae; Streptophyta; Magnoliopsida; Lamiales; Lamiaceae. Gene Ontology annotation, cellular component: chromatin; nucleus. The coding region runs from base 172 to 1047 and encodes 291 amino acids. The record is from RefSeq and is a predicted model, not a curated record. Gene Ontology annotation, biological process: mitotic sister chromatid cohesion; DNA repair.
AAAGGAUAUUAUAAUCUGAGAGAAUCCACGGAUUUGAUACGCAGGAAUUAGUAGAAAUUGAUGGAAUGAAUCAAAAUCCGCGCUCUGCCUCUGUGCAUGCACAACAUUUGCAAAAAAACCUCCUUUUUUGGCAAAUGUAAUUAAUUGAAGUGUAUUUCAGGGAACGGUGAAAUGGGGUCUACUGGUAUUGAUGAUUCGUCGCAGAAAGCGAUUGAGCCGGAGUUGGUUGAUAUUGGGAAUAAACUUAUCCGGCGCCCUUCAUCAACUGUUGAGCUACUCAUGCUACUCGAUGAAGCAGAAAGCCUUUUAGCCAAGGUAUGGCAACAGCCUCCCAGGUCUACAUGCAAAGCGCUUCUUCAGACAAUGAAGGCGCUUAUCACUGAUGAAUUAUUGCACAACGAUGAUUUAAAUGUCCAAGUUGCAGUUGCAUCUUGCUGUAAUGAGCUCACCAGAAUAACUGCUCCAGAUUUCCCUUAUGAAGAUGACACAAUGAGGGAAAUUUUCCAACUAUUUAUGAUUGCUUUUGAGCAAUUGCCUUGUGAGUCAAGCCGCAAUUACUACAGGGCUUUGCAUAUUGUUGGAACUGUUGCAAAAGUAAGAUCAUCGCUGAUGUUACUGGAUGUAGAUACUGAUGGGCUGGUUGUCGAGAUGUUCCGACUUUUUCUUAACAACAUUGGGUCCAACAACCCUUCCGACGUCUUCAAAUACAUGGAAAUGAUCAUGACUAUGGUGAUAGAAGAAAGUGAUGAUAUAUCAUUUAAUCUCCUAAGGCCCCUUCUAGCUAGUGUCAAAAUGCAAAAUAGGGAUAUUUCACCUAUAUCGUGGGAAUUGGGGAAAAAAGUCUUAGAAAAUUGUGAAACUAAACUCCAGAGUUAUCUCAGAGAAGCAGCAAAGGCAAUGAAUCUGGAAUUUGGUGAUUAUGCUGAAAUAGUUGCUUACAUAUGCCAUGAAACAUCCAACGAUAAUAACAAGGUAUCAAAGGAAGUCUCGCCUGCUGCUGCUGGUGUGGUAAUCCAAACAGAUCGAAUUUCAAAGUCUGUGUAUUAAAUUUCCUCUCUGCAAACUGAUGAUGGUAAUGUAACUAAGCUGGGCAGUGAAAAUUUAUCG